Molecule: messenger RNA, 1617 nt
Organism: Didymodactylos carnosus
Lineage: Eukaryota; Metazoa; Rotifera; Eurotatoria; Philodinida; Philodinidae
Source: the annotation of a GenBank genome assembly
AUGAUGACUUCGCCUAUAUCAUCUCCUUCGAUUAUGAGAAAAUGUAAACCUGUUAAGAAGAAAACCGAAAUAUCUUCAUCAAUAACAACUACAACACCGGCUUCGGUCACAUGUUCUUCAACAGCAACAACAACGGCUAUUGAUAUUGCAAAAUGGAAAAAUGAUUUUAAUGAUGAAAUUUUGACAUCCAAAAAUGAUUCAACAAAUAAUCCAUUAUUCACAUCAGAACGUUAUGAUGAAACAAUUGAAUUAAUAAAUGGUGCAAAAUUAAAACGCUAUAGUGAUAGAAAUGAACAAGAAAUAGCACUCUUGAAAACAUACGACGUAAUUAAUGUUGGCGGUCAGCAGAAAUUAGUAAAAAAGAUUAAUUCAUCAGAAGAUGGUAUAAUUAAAUAUUAUGUUUCAUUGGACGAACUAUUUGAUGUGGUGCAAACAGCUCAUGUUACAAUUGGUCAUCGUGGUAUUAAUAAUACAUUGAAAGAAAUCAAGAAAAAAUAUGCAAAUGUUACAGAAAGACAAGUCAAAUUAUUUAUCUCUGGUUGUCAUGAAUGUAAAAUAAAAUGCUCCAAACCCAAAAAUUCGUCGAAAUUAGUCGUGCAACCAGUUAUCUCACAUGAUUUUAAUGCGCGUGGUCAAGUCGAUUUAAUCGAUAUGCAGUCAUGUCCAGAUGGUCCAUUUAAAUUUAUAUUAAAUUAUCAAGAUCAUUUUACAAAAUUUUGUGUUUCAAGACCAAUGAAAACAAAAACAGCAGCAGAAGUCGCUUAUCAUUUAUUAGAUAUAUUUACAAUGUUCGGGGCUCCGGUUAUUUUACAAUCACAUAAUGGUCGCGAGUUUGUGGCAAAAGUUAUUGAAGAACUAACUGGAAUGUGGCAAGGUCUUAAAAUCGUACAUGGAAGAGCUCGUCAUCCACAAUCACAAGGAUCAGUAGAACGUUGUAAUCAAGACACAAAACAAUUGAUAGGAACGUGGAUUCGUGAAAAUAGCUGUAAAAAAUGGUCACAAGGUCUACGAUUUGUACAGUUUCAGAAAAAUUCGUGUCAUCAUCGUGUGCUAAAACACAGUCCAUAUUCAGUUUUAUUCGGUCAUGAACCAAAAAUUGGUUUAACAUCAACAUCCUUACAUCCAUCUAUAUUCGAUAGUAUAACAACAGAAGAAGAACUAGAAAAGGAAUUAGGCAUACCAGCAGUUGCCGAUCAAGAUACAAUUGAUGAAGGCGAAAGUAGUCAUGAAACAGAAGGAAAAGGCUCAAAGAAUGAUGAUGAAGAAAGUAGUGGUGAACAAGAUGGUCAAGAUUUGGAUAUGAGUCCACUUAAUGAUCGAAUUCAACGAACGAAUGAAAUUCGUCAGGAUGCGAGAGAAGGUCAGAAACGUCAAGCUGAUCAAUUUUUACAAAAUACAUUUAAAAAGCAAAAGUUAGCAAAUUUGAAUGUUGGUGAUAACGUUCUGGUAUCGGUACCAGAUGUUGAUCGUGCUCCAACAGAUGCGCGCAAUAUAUUAGCUGUUAUAAUGGAAAUUAAACAUGACAAAUAUAAAUUAGGUACAGAAUUAACCACGUUCUCAUCAAGUCUCGCUAACUUCAGUAAACAGAUUUUAAAAAGAAACUUGAUAGGAUUUUGA